AUGACUCCCCCGUUCGCCCGCUUCCUCUUACCCCCCGCAAUUAAUAUCGACUUAUCGGUUAAUACUAAUUACUCUGUUUUUAUCAUUCUAACAUUCUGUUUUCCCUCUUCUCUACAGACAUACAGUCUACUUUACUUGAAAAAGUUCUCAACAUGGCGGAGCUCGCAGGGUUCGCUGAGCCGAGCACUAGGCCUGGGCUCCGGCAAGUCAUCACAAGGACAUCACCGCGAGAGGGACCGGGACCGGGACAGAGAAAGCCCCAGAGACAUCUUCCACCCCCGGGACAUCCACCGCGAUCCGCACCGGGAUCCUCACCACCGGGAUCCGCACCGGGAUCCACACCGGGACUCGCACCGAGAACAGCAACGCGAUCUCCAGCGGGACUCCUUCCGGGAUCACCACCAGGCGCGUAGCGACAGCCUGCGGCAGCAGCAGCUGCAGCACCAGCUCAUGCAGCAGCACCAGGCCGUGAUGCGGGAGUCGCGCGGCGAGGGUCGGCACCACACGCUCGCGCACCACCACCACAGCAAGCACCACCGCAGCACCAGCCUGGCGUCACCGACCUCGUCCUCAGAGACCGGCGGGUCGUCCGAGUCGCCGUCGGCGCUGUCCUCGCCGUCGACCGGAGGUGGUGCCGGCGGCGCCGCCGCGGGUGAGGCGAGACGGCCGCAGGGGCCGGCGGGCGGCGACAGCAGCAGCUCGGGGGACACCUUCAACGACCCUCCCCUCUCGUCCGCGAGCGCCGCGCCCGGCGUACCUGGCGGCGCUGACGCCGACAGGAGCUCAGCGGCCGCCAAGCGGAGGCACCGGCGGGUCAAGUCCAUUGGCGACAUCGAUUCUGUCACCGUCACGCCCGUCUAGUGUGCGUGCAACGAUGUAAUGCCUCGAGAGUCUCCGAUGUGCGGAAGGAUUUAAAAAUGGACGUGAUUUAGAAUAAUUAAUUUGUUAAUUAAUAACACAUGUGUGUCGCAGCGGCUUCGUGUUUUGUUUCCAAAUCUGGAAACACGCUGAUGGUAAUUUGAUAAUGUGUGGGUCCCAUAUCUGGCACACAUUAUACUAGUCUAGUGGCGAAGCUAGUUGCCCUAAUACAAUUGGCAGACUGAAAAUACAUUGUUCAAUUGUUAAAUGAUUGGGUAGUGUUUGUCAAGAAUUUUCAAAAUGUCAUCUACUUUUAAAGCUUGUAAGCAUAAAUUAGUUAUACUUAUAAUUUAUGGUGAUAUCUUUGUUAACCCUGUCAGAUGUAGAUCUAUAAUCUCCAGAUACUGUGAUGAUAGAAAACAUAUGUUCAGUUUGUUUCCUGAAUCUAAAUGUGCAAUAUAACGUGAUGAUAUUUAUUUCCAUGCUAAAAGUGUGCUCAUAUUCCAAUGCCCCUGUUUUAUCAAUUCCCCAUAAAUGCUUGGACCCUUGUGUGUUAGUUUUGUUGUCCUUUUUUGUUAUUUUACAAAUCAUUUAAUGUUACAACUGCCGAUCUAUUUGCGUUCUACAUUGAAAUCUGUAAUUUAUCCUGUUAAAAUAUACAUUCCAGGGUGUCACAGGCAGCAUAUUUGAAUUCACGUGUAUGUUGAAUGUAUUUUGUGUACACAUCGCCAAAUAAUGAAAAUAAAUGUCAGAUCCAUUACAAUAUGGUGCCUCCA
Frankliniella occidentalis (western flower thrips) is the source of this 1634-nucleotide messenger RNA. RefSeq lists its product as uncharacterized. The transcript is spliced from 4 exons. Bases 1 to 861 code for a protein of 286 amino acids. NCBI's taxonomy places the organism in Eukaryota, Metazoa, Arthropoda, Insecta, Thysanoptera, Thripidae. The record is from RefSeq and is a predicted model, not a curated record.